Mobula hypostoma (lesser devil ray) is the source of this 2252-nucleotide messenger RNA. It is a transcript of the gene got2a, whose product is annotated as glutamic-oxaloacetic transaminase 2a, mitochondrial. Gene Ontology annotation, cellular component: mitochondrion. The coding region runs from base 87 to 1364 and encodes 425 amino acids. NCBI's taxonomy places the organism in Eukaryota, Metazoa, Chordata, Chondrichthyes, Myliobatiformes, Myliobatidae. Gene Ontology annotation, molecular function: L-aspartate:2-oxoglutarate transaminase activity; pyridoxal phosphate binding. Gene Ontology annotation, biological process: biosynthetic process; L-aspartate catabolic process. The record is from RefSeq and is a predicted model, not a curated record. The transcript has 10 exons.
UGCCACCACACGCAAGCCUCCUUGCUUUCCCUGUAUAAAGCCGCUGCCGCCGACGUCUAAGCUUCCCUCAGCCGGCAAGCGUGGCGAUGUCGUGUUCGUACAGACUGCUGUCAGCGGCGGCCCGCCACCCGGCUCUGGCCGCCGUCUCCGCACGAGCUAGCUCGGUGUGGUCCCAUGUGGAACUGGGUCCUCCUGAUCCAAUUCUUGGGGUUACUGAAGCUUUCAAGCGUGACAACAAUCCCAAGAAAAUGAACUUGGGUGUCGGUGCAUACCGUGAUGACAGCGGGAAGCCAUUCGUAUUGAACUCUGUCCGAAAGGCUGAGAGUCAAAUUGCAGCAAAGAAGAUGGACAAAGAGUACCUUCCAAUAGGAGGCCUGGCAGACUUCAACAAGGCCUGCGCAGAACUGGCUCUAGGGAACAACAAUGAAGUCAUCAAGAGUGGACGGUACAUCACCGUUCAAACUAUUUCUGGAACUGGAUCUCUGAGAGUUGGUGCUAAUUUUCUGCAUCGUUUCUACAAGAACAGUCGAGAGGUCUAUCUGCCUAAACCAUCCUGGGGCAACCACACACCUAUCUUCAGGGAUGCCGGCUUUGAGGUCAAAAGUUACCGCUAUUAUGACCCUAAGACCUGUGGUUUCGAUUUUGCUGGAGCACUAGAGGACAUUUCAAAACUCCCAGAGAGGGCCAUCAUUGUGUUCCAUGCCUGUGCUCACAACCCCACAGGCGUAGACCCAAGACCAGAACAGUGGAAGGAGCUGGCUGCUGCUGUUAAGCAAAGAAAUCUCUUCCCAUUCUUUGACAUGGCUUACCAGGGUUUUGCCAGUGGAGAUGCUGACAGAGAUGCCUGGGCAAUGCGCUAUUUCAUUGAACAGGGCAUGAAUUUGGUUCUGUCACAGUCCUUUGCAAAGAACAUGGGACUGUACGGCGAACGUGUGGGUGGAUUCACAGUAAUCUGCAGUGAUCCCGAUGAGGCAAAGCGCGUGGAAUCCCAGCUGAAGAUCUUGAUCCGUCCCAUGUAUUCCAACCCACCGUUAAAUGGAGCUCGCAUUGCUGCCACCAUCAUGAACACAGCAGAACUCAGGAAAGAAUGGCUAGAUGAGGUGAAAGGAAUGGCAAAUCGGAUCAUCAGCAUGAGAGAACAGCUGGUAUCAAACCUGAAGAAGGAAGGCUCGAUCCACAACUGGCAACACAUUACAGACCAGAUUGGAAUGUUUUGCUUCACGGGACUCAAACCAGAACAGGUAGAGCGUCUGACGAAGGAAUUCUCCAUUUACAUGACAAAGGAUGGCCGCAUUUCCAUUGCUGGAGUCACCUCUUCCAAUGUCGGGUACCUAGCACAUGGCAUCCAUCAAGUCUCCAAAUAAUGCACCCAAGAAAGAGUCAAAACAUGAAGGGGGAGGAGGGUGAAGAAACUCAUCUUUCAACCACAGCCAGAGACCAGUCAGUUUGUACAGUAUGAUAUUGUGAAGUAUCUUGUGGAUAUUAUUGAAUCAUCUUGGCUGACAAAGAGCAGGGUUGGGAGGAGUGGUAAAUCGCCUGAAGUCUACCUUGUAAACUAAUGGAGACUUAGUGAGGUUUUGUCUCCUCAACCUUGUCUGAAAGCAUGGGUUUGAACAGCAGAAACCAUUCUGUUCCCUGUGCUGUUUUUCUACGGUCAGCCCCUUGUACCCUGGGUAUUUUUCAAACCGCUGCCCUGUUUCCAUUUUCUCUCUUUAUUUUGCUUCAGUUAUCAGAGAAAUACUCAGCUGUUUGUUUCCUUUUGAUCUGCUUUAGCACGGUUACACAAAUAACUUGCACAUUGUUGGUAGCUGCUUUCAAUAUUGGGCCAUUCUAGGUAUACUGUAAGCAGGUAAAGGUCAGCAGUAUGUUCGUAAGCAUAAUUGCUUAGCUUCAUACUUGUCAGCAUGAUAUGCCUGUAGAAAAUGAAUUGAACGGUUCUUCUGGUCAGUAAUUGUUCGACAUCCUUUUAAUCAUGCUCUGUGGGUAGCUGUUUGGAAUGCCCCUUACCAAUAGGUACCUGUCAUGGUAGAAUGGUUAAUUGCGUGUUACAUUUGGCUGUGUUGCUUUUAAAAAUAUUUGGCUCAGAUUUGCCAAGGGGCGGUGCUGUUAUGGACAGUACAAGAGAUUCAAAACUGCUCUCUGUAGAUGGUACAAGGCUGUGGAAGCAAGUUUAGGCUCGCUGUCAGCUGGUAAUCCUGAUUUUAAAAAGUCUUAGACCUGUAUUGAGAGGCUCAAUAAAGCAAUUAUACUUC